Spirometra erinaceieuropaei is the source of this 35698-nucleotide messenger RNA. The record is from the annotation of a GenBank genome assembly. NCBI's taxonomy places the organism in Eukaryota, Metazoa, Platyhelminthes, Cestoda, Diphyllobothriidea, Diphyllobothriidae.
AUGACCUGCGAGUUGCAGGUAAACUGAAACUGGGCAACUUGAGUAGAUGCUAUUUCGGCGGAUUUACAUUCUGAAAGACAGUCUGCCUCAACUUACCUCCCAUAAUAUUUCGAAUUUCGGGGACGAGACUUCCCUCUAUCCAGUCCUAAACCAGCUUAGGACUUAUCAGCUUACUUGUUUUGAUUGCAGAAGCCGGACUUCUACUGGACCUCGAAGCAACGUGGUAUGGUGGACAGUUCCUUCUUCUACGGCUACAUGAUAACUCAAAUCCCCGGCGGAGUGAUUGCAUCAAAGUUCCCGGCCAACCGGCUCUUCGGUAUCGCCGUCGGUGGCAGUGCUCUAGUGAAUCUUUUUGUACCAGCCUUCUGCAGAAUGCAUUACGGAGCCGUCAUAUUCCUGCGAAUCGUACAGGGUCUUGUAGAGGUUUGUUUAGCCUGUUCAAUCCUAAAAAUUUCACUUUUGGCCUUUCGCCACGGUGUGGUCAUUUCUGGCUUAUUAACCGUCGUGUGCCAUCUUCCGUAGUUAAUAUACCCGAUCGCAGGCUCAGUGGUGGGAUGAUGGAUUAUUUAACGCCCGGCGACCAAGAACCUACGACCCCUAAACGUACGUUUGGAAAUGAAUGACUGACGGUGAAUAUUAAGCCAGAAGAGUCCAACCCAGUUUCUUGUUCUGUCUGUCCGUGCACGAGGAGCAUUGAAAUGGACAGGGGAAAAUGGGCUGGCUAUUUCUGGCUUAGCAGCCGCCGCCAGUCACUCAUACUCGACCUGGGGUCUGAAUCCAGAUCUACUGGCAACUGAACGUUAAGUUUUACGCUCCACCAUUGAAGCACGGACCCAUUGUCCUGCCGGUUACGAUCGAAAAUAUUCGCUAUGGUGGAAUUGUGUUCACUGAUCAGGUUAUGGGACAUGCUUGUCCUGUUGGGCCUUUGGGUUCAAUUGAGAUCCUCGCAAGCAGUCGCACAGUGAGGGCUAAUAAUGUAAAGAGGAGUGUCUGAUUGAUGAAUGUGCCUCUCACGAUGACGACAAGACUGUCAAGUCGGAUGCACCCCAAUAUUCAAAAUCAUUGCGUUCGUUCGGAUUUUUCCAGCUGUCUCUGGUUUCUAGUACACGAGUGCGACUGCUUAUGCUAGCAUCUGCUAUGCCAUUGUCAGCAAGCCAUUGUCCUCGCGAUGUGGUGUGAGCUGAUGGUUCUGUGGCACCUGGUUCUCUGCCGGUAGAUGCGCUCGCACUCCCGCUGGGUAUACAGAUCGUGAUCAUGGCUGGUCAGUCACCCUCUUUCUUCUGACCCGUUGUGGAAUUAUCGUCGUUGGUCAAAACAUUAGUCAGUUCUUGUGUGGACCAAGUAGUAUGGGUUUGAGCGCCAAGGUGCGGGUUCGGCCACGCCAUGCACCCGUAUCCUCGCCCGCCUCCGGUCUUCACUAUGUCUUGACACCCGGUCCAGGUGGGGAACGAGGAGGAGUGAAUGCGGUAGACGCAGUGCAAGUCCGCACUCACUGUAAACUAAUUCGCGCUCAUGUCACCCUGCCUGCUUUGCCCUGCUGUGGACACACAGCGGACAUCGUCGGUUGCGAUGAUCGAACUGUCAUAUGUGGUUAGGUUAUCUGCAGCUACUGAUCGUCUCUAAUUAAUCGGAUGCCCGGACUGAUCUAGUAAUCAGGCCAUACUGAUGAACACAAUUCCCGCACUACGUCUAUGGCCUCUGAGCCAAAACCUACGGUCAUCACAGUUGAAUGGACCGACUUCCUGACUUAAGUUGUUUAACAUCUUGCUUCCUUCACCACGUGACCUCUUGUCUUAUAUCGUAUUCAUAUAUUUAAAAUACUAAGAGAAUCCCUCCAUUUUCAACUAGAGGCGGUGACUGCAGACGUUCAUACACUAAUUUAAACCAUGCUUGUGAAGGUUAGUUAAAAUGUCCAAUUUCAGCUUCCGAGACUAGCUAGACUCUUGGCUAUAACUCACGCCAAUCUGCGUCUCAUCGGCUCCCCAGCCCUAUUCCCUGAUAAUUUAGACGUAUAAAUUCAGGGCUCUAGGGUCGGUGGAAUCCACGAUCAAUCCUUUUGGCUCUGUGAAAUUCGCGACUGGCCCCAGACGAAUACAUGUCCAUCUGUUGUUAUCAGAGGCAUCUGCUGUCAGAGGCGUCUUGCCAUCGCGGAUCCUUGAAGUUAGGUCUCAGGAGGUGUGGGUUAGAUAGGGACCUCGAACACAAAAGGCUUCCAUUACUGUUUGUUUCUCGUAAUUUGGGGGCUUACAGAAACAUCAGAGUUUGUCAGACAAUACACCCUGAAGGUGAACUUUUCUCACCAAGUGCCGAAUUGGCAGGAUGAAGGCAGAAACAGCAUUCUAUUUAUAUAUAUAUAUAUCAGAGCGGCUACGACAGAGUCUGGGGGGUAGAUUGAUACAGCACUGUUUCGGGCUUAUUUGCCCUCAUUCAGCCAACCAAAACCCUGACCACCAGCUGGGACCGGAAACACAAACAUGCGCACAGACGCAACUGGCGCAGCUGGUUCACCACUGGGGUCUACCAGAUGGGUCAUAAGCACUUCAUCGAACCGAAGUUCAUCAGUGCUUCGCCACCUGCCAUUCUCUGUCGCUGCAGAUCGGGUAUUUAUUCACUCAGGAAUGGGCGCACACCGAUCCAUUGGCUUCCUGAAACAAACAAGCUUCGUAUGGGCGAUAGGGGUCACGAACAGGCAACCACCUACCAGGCCGAAGUCGGCCAAGCUAUGAUAGCAGAGCGGAUACGACAGUGUCUGGAGGGUAGAUUGAUACAGCACCGUUUCGGGCUUGUUUGCCUUCAUUCAGCCAACCAUAACCCUGACAGAGAAUGACAGGUGAUGAGGCACUGAUGAACUUCGGUUCGAUGAAGUGCUUAUGACCCAUCUGGUAGACCCCAGUGGUGGACCAGCUGUGCCAGGUGCGUGUGUGCGCAUGUUUGUGUUUCCGGUCCCAGGUGAUGGUCAGGGUUAUGGUUGGCUGCAUGAAGGCAAACAAGCCCGAAACAGUGCUGUAUCAAUCUACCCCCCAGACACUGUCGUAUCCGCUCUGCUAUCAUAGCUUGGCCGACUUCGGCCUGGUAGGUGGUUGCCUGUUCGUGACCCCUAUCGCCCAUACGAAGCUUGUUCGUUUCGGAAAGUCAAUGGAUCGGUGUGCGCCCAUUCCUGAGUGAAUAUCUAUAUAUAUAUAUAUAUGUGUGUGUAUGAAGAGGAACCGUCAUGCGCACUUUAGGACGAUGAAUAUAAAGAUGUUCCGUAAAGUGCCAGUGUGCUACUCUGUGCAAAUUAAUAUCGGAUUAUAUUUCGCGUUGGUCACUUACAACCUCACCUUGGUUUUCUGUUAAUCGAAGAAUCAAGAUUAGGAUUUCAUUAUUUUUGAUGAAAUCUCUAAGGCCAUUGAUUGUAUUCUGACUUCAUUCCUACAGAAACAUGUCCAUGUUCCACGCAAAAUUCAUAAAACUAGACCUAUCUUAGUUUAAGGACCUACCUUCUUUCUUCUCGAACUUGGCUCUAUCACUGCCAAGUUUCUGAAGUCUUAACGUCUUUCCUAUUCAUAAAAAUUAUUAACAAACGUCGCUCAGUGUUUCAAAACCUUCUGACAAUUAUUUCACCCACAAGAACAAGGGCACAUCUAAAUUUCAAGGAAAUUAGGAACCGCCAAACAAGUUGACACUGAUUAAUCUGAAUUUUCAUUAACGGGUUUGAACCAAUUAGGCUAAUUAAUCGCUCUUCGUUGUGUUAAGAGCGCCUGCAACUUCGCUAAACCUAGAGCCACUUUUACGUGGACAGGCGGUCACAAAAAUUUUACGACCUCCAGCCCGUAACCGGCAUCUGUAGCUGCGAAAGUUCUAGUAUUAUUGGCUCAGAUAUUGAGAAUUCCAGCAAAACAGUAAACAGAGGGGUUCGGCAGUAAACGCAUGCUUCUAUUGCAGAGGAUGAGGGUGGUGUUGCGGACGGUCCAUUUACUAAAUAACUGACCUGUUGCAGUGGUUCAUGCCCCUAGAGUGUGACCUUUUAAACCACCACAGCAGAACUUUUAGGUUAUUUGACGUUGCAUAAUCCUAUUGACACAUUCGUCAGCCAACAGGGAGCGGUAAAAAACCACUGGGCUCGUGUGCACCACAUAAGAAUGAUUCAUUCCCAGAAAAUUCUGGGAAAGUGCAGUUUUGUAUAUGAUUCUCUUAACCAGCUAAGGGGGUAGUUAGCCUCAUCAGGAACCUACACAUAUUUCGACGUGUUUUUUGAUCAUGUGCUUAAAUGAUCUGCCUUCACAGCUGCAUCGAUAAGGGCCCUGUUUCUGCCUCGGCCGAAGAAAGGCAGGCAAUAGAAAUUGUGAGCGCGUGGUGGCCUCUGCGAGUAUUCAUCGUAAGCGAUCGACCCACAAAACCGUCGAAUUCGACCGCGCUUCGACCGGGCCGGACAGCAUUUGUAUUCAACCGAUUAAAAUAAACCGUCAACUUCCUUGUCAUUCUGCUGGCAUAUCUAUUUGUGGUUGAGGGCGCUCACCGAUCGUGUUAAUGAACUAACUUAUUUCGCUGUGCCUUGAGGCUCUCUCUGGAGCCCAACCAGAAGCUUCGAAAUUCUAACCAUCCGGUCGCGGGAUGGAACCUAAUGUGAUCCGCACUUCUGGAUUGGGCAUGGCUGGCUGACGACGACUAGUAAGCCAGAAAUGGCUACUCCAGUCUCCAUUGUCUUUGUCGGUAAUCUUAUUCCGCCUAUACCUCAUUUGUGUUUUGACUGACAGGGUGUCUCCUAUCCUGCCUGUCACGGCAUAUGGCGAUACUGGGCACCGCCGAUCGAGCGUUCCCGCCUGGCAACGAUUGCAUUCUGCGGUAAGUCCGAAAAUUACAUUCAUGUUUUACGCAAUGUAAGACUGAACACUCAUGCGUCUUCUCAUUAUUGUUAAUGCGGAGGUACUCCCAAUGGCGCCCGAAGGGUGAGGUAUCUCAUAACCCGUAGGUUUACUUGUUUGGUCUACGUGGAGACUAUCGAGGAUUCACUGCGAGCUUUUUCCGAUCCCCUUUAGUCAUUCAAAGGCAACCUGUUUGGUAACUGUUCCUAGUUUUAUUCAUAAGACGCUAACUGAAAUUCUGAAAUGCGUUUUUGAUUAGAAAGGAUUAUUUCAGUGGGUUUAUACUCCUGACCAACCUGCGGAAAAAGCGCGUAUUACUUUAGAAACAUCAGGAUGCUGACUUUUGGCUACACGUUUCUGGUUGCCUAUAAAAAGCGCAUUCGAUGAAAAAUGACUGUCAAAACAGUAUGCACUUCUGCAAUUGAUUUUCGAUGCCCUUAUAAAUUCAUGACUGUUGCGCAGACAGUUAUAUGAGAUUCGCAUGAUAUCUUCCUAGUGGUUUAAAGAAAUAUGCAUUCUCCCUAAUGCGGAAAGUAUACGCCUUGUAUACUGAGAGCUCUAAACGUGAAUGCAACGGAAAUUUAAGCAAAAAUUAAUUUGGCAGUUGAAGAUAUCUUUCCUUCAAACAUAAAAUAUGAAGAAGAUGGGGUGGUUUAUCAAGCGAGUACGACAAUUAUUAUUUUUGUGUGUUUUAUCAGCAAAUUAUUUUUAGUGCAUAGGAAUAUUUUAAAUCAAUAGAAAAACCCAUAUUAAUCAAUUUCUCAUUUUUUUGCCAAGUGCGGUUUUUUAGGUUGUCGUAAAGAAAUGCAUUCAAAAGCUAACAUCUCAUCCUGCUUGACAUUUUAUGGGAUCAUGCCGCAAGACAAGCAGUAUCAUAAUUCCACUUAAAUAUUCCUUCCUUAUCGAGAACGCACAUCAAAAUUUCAGUUAGCAUCCAAUGACAUCGGUGACUCACUGUUUAACCAUGGCAUUAGUGAGCUAGUUAAAUUAGAAGCAACCGAACAACCUUGAGGACUUAUCGCAUCGGCAGUUUGCAGAGAUUAGUAUUACAUAAACUGGGCUAGUAUGAUAUGCCAUACUUGAGAGCACAGGUAUAAUCUGAAAGCUUUCUAGCUACUGUUGUUGGCAGUUCAUGAAUAUUAUGCGGUUAUUCCUCAAUGGCUGAUAGACGCCGGUCCAAAUAUUCAUAUCGAAAUUCCGCCUAAGCCUAUAAUUCUAGAAUAGACUGAUUUACUCUAUGUUAGUGAUUAAUUUUUGAGGAAAUUAAAAAAACUUCAAUUACUAGGGCAUGUCUACAAGUUCAGAGGAGAUUGUGAUACCUAACAGCGUGAUGUAAGAAGGGGCGAUGCCCUUCACGCGAAGGAUAUACGAUCCGAGGGGAAUUGGCAUCUUGCGUACACGUUUCCUCUAGUGAAAGGCCUUGCAGCGAACUGAGGUAUGAAUGUGAAAAAGCCUUUAAUUUCACCCAGAACAUGAUAACGAUCAGUAAAUCUUCACCUUGCGUAAAUCAAGUGGAAAAAUAUCUAUUUUUCAGAACGUUCGCGUUCGCUUUGGUGUAUUCACGCCCUUUAUACACGUUACCGCAAAUAAUUAAUGACCGUUUGCCCAACGAUCAACAUUUCUAACGUGGUGGACAUAAGAUCAGGCUCGUUUGAUCCUUUACGUGUUUUCUUGAAUUUAAUCCAUUUCACGCACUUAAAAUUUAUUCCGCUUUAAGACAUUUCUUAGGAUCAAACGUCACCCAAAAGACGCGUUUACCUGCGUUUAUGAUUUUUUAGCAAACGAAGUCCUCCUUUUUUGAAUUUACCCCCUGUUUGGCAUCUCCGGCGAUUUGGCUGACUGAUAAGCUUCACACUUCAAAACACAAAAGAUGGUUCUGUCAGUUAAGAACGGUUGGUGUGCAUUAUUCCUCCCGUCAUGCGACCACCUUCGAUGUUGUUUAAACUUAAUGCGCGGCUUAAUUUUUGGGACAGCACAUGUAUCCUUUUAAAGUGAGUCGAAUGAACGACACACAUGCAGUAGGUAAGCUACCUCAAAAAAUGUCGACCGAAAUUUCGAGAUGCGUUCUCGUUUCGAAAAGAUUAAUUAGGUAGGGUUGUAAAGCUAAUCAUCGUGCAGCAUAAUUCUAUAAUAAUUCAGUUGCCUCAGGGUGUCAACUUUCGAGUGAACUUAUUUCCGACUAUAUGCAAGAACAAUAUUCGGCAAAAACAACUAGUUAAGUAGCAUACAAUGUUCUCAUUGAUUUUCGAUGCCUUUGAAACUUCUAUUAUAUUUCAUGGCAUAAAAAUAUUCAUUCAUUUAUUUAUUCGAUAGAAAAUCACGUCAUCGUCAACUUUUAUACUCGAAAAAAGGGUAAAAGUCAGUUUCAAAUACGUUUCUGAUUGGGAGAUUUUUUAAUACCGUAAGGUUAACAAUAUCGCUAAAUCCACUGCUAAACUGUAGGAACCCCCUAUGGUCUCCCCAUAAAACCGUAAAGAAUUGUAUGAUUUUCUGCACGCGGAAAUUAUACGGCUUGUAGAUUGGUAACCCGGGAUACAAAUGUAACGGCAAGUAAAGGUUCACAAUUAUUCGGAAUUUAGAAAUUUUUUUUAAAACGAAUUUUAAUCUUCUUGCAAGACGUGAAUAAGUAAAAAAUGAAUAUUUUUAUGCCUGUUUUCUAUGAAAUAUAGUUGACUUUUCAAGAGCAUCGAAAAUCAAUAAGAAAAUUGCAUGCUAAUUAAGUAGUUGUUUUUGGAUGAAUAUAGUUCUUGCAUGCAGUCGGAAAUAAGUCCAGUCAAAAGCCGACACCCUGAGGUAACUGGAGCAUUAGACAGCUAUGCUGCAUGAUGAUUAGUUUUACAGCCCUACUUAAUUAAUCUUUUCGAAACGAAAACACAUUUUGGAAUUUCUGUUGAUAUUUUAUGAGUAAGCCCACGUACAGUAGGUCGAACUUCUACUUAUCGUGGUCUCCAUAAUACUACCAGAUUUCAAGAUGAAGACUUCUUGCUUAGCAGAUGGCUGGAUACAUAUUCUGGCCUCAGCUCCAUAGAAAAUCAAAUAAAUGUAAAAAAAUUCAAAAUCCGCAGUUGGUCAGAUAAUAGCGUAGGAUAAGACUUUCGGCAUAAAUCCAGUCAUAAAUCUUUUCUUUUGUCAGCUUAAUGUCUAGCGUGCUACCCCACCCAUAAAACUUCCUUUAUCAUAAAUCACGUAUGGCACGAUCCACAGUUUAUUGACAGUUAAGUGGGGUCCUUCUCUGUACCGUUGCCAGAAAAGCUAUUGGAAAUACGCUGUUGUACUUUAAAAGGUUGAGAAAUAGUUGACCUAACCCCUAAAACUAACUUUGCCCUAACGUGUAACCCUAGCCCCUAACUCCAAGCCAUAACCCCCUAAUCUUAACCGUUGAGCGCAGCCCUACACCCUAACUCUGAAACAUUCGACGCGAAAGUUAGAAGGAGACGACAGGCCGAAAAGCAAGAAGGCCCACCAUUAUUGGGCCAGUAGCGGUAAACACGGCAACAAAGAAAAAAGGCCGCCAAUAGGACACACACCACAACGUACAGCAACACCAUGCCAACGUAAUUACACAAAAGCAAAAUAAUUUAGUAGAUCAACAGUAUUGUGUCCAUUAGGUGCUGCUACACAUCUACAUCUUACCCUAUGGUUGAAACAUCGGUUAACAGAACUCAACUACGGCUUGGGGAAAAAUACGGCUCACGGAAAUGUUGGACUGAGUACUUGGAUUUUUAUGAGUUGAUUGUUCGGAUUUACAAAAUUCCCUUCAGAUCUUAUUCAAUAUAGUUAUUUCUGCUGAUAGAAAAUUUACAUUUAGUUACCAAACUUAGAUGUCGGUGAAGGCUAUUAUGUAUGCAAAAGGUCUGAUGACAAGAAACAGGAAGACUAGAAUGGACAUUUCCGGCUUUUUUGACUUUGCCAGUCAGCCAGCCAUCCAGCCAAACACAGUCUCAGACCGGAACGACCUGAGUUUAGGCCUAAAAUGCAGGCCGGAAAUGAAAAGUCGUAUUCCGUCCUGCCUUAGCAUCACAAAAGUUGACUUCAGACCAACGUGUUUUCAAAGACCUCAGAUUGUAACAGACGAGAUACCGGCCUGCGAGGCACUAGAAAGAAGCCAUUAUCCCCGAGUAAAGUCGAACAGUUGCCAGGCAACUUUAAACAGCAAGCAGAUCGCACCUCAAAGGGCAUUUAAAACUGUGUUUGCAAGGACCACUUCACUGUUAGCCGGUUAAUUGCAGGAUAAAGUGGUUAUGCUUUUUGUAUACUUUAGGUUCCUACGCCGGCGCAGUCAUAAGCCUGUUCAUGUCGGGGAUUCUAACGGAGCAGUUUGGUUGGCAAUUUCCCUUCUACCUCUAUGGUGAGUUAAUUUUUUUUAAUUUAGUCCUUUUAAUCUGUUAUAAUUGCUGCACGGAGGCUGCAAGUGUUAAGUUUUGCAUGAACCAGAAUUAACACCAUUCAUACGAAAAAAGUAGUAUGAACCACAUGGUGAAGAAGUAGACACGAUCGUUGGAACAAGAGCUUUAUUCGCCUGACGUUUCGGAUCCCUGCUCGAACCCAUCAUUAGAGACAAAAGAAGAUAAGGGCGGUUCAUGCGCUAGCGGCUGCACUAUUUAAAGGAUGCAGUUGCCCUGCUACCGCAUACCUAUGAAUAUUCACGGCUCCCUCCCCCUCAUCAGGGGUCGUUGCGUUUGGUGUGAUGGCUAACAUUCGCGUCGUUAAUUGCUGUGAUUGCAUCAUGGGUGUUGGGUGUUGGUUUGAUGAUUGCUCGACCAUCUGAUCCACCGACUCCGGCGUUGGGAACAGUGUUUACCUGUGCGCUUCCCGCUUGGCUAAUUAUUCCGCCUAGGCGAAGUCUCAGCACCGAGUAUGGAAGGGGAAGUUCAUUGCGCAUGUUAACGGACUGGAGGGGGGCAGUAAGCCAUGAAUCUAGCAGCUCCCGGCUCACGCGGUUGUCACCUUUUGCAAGGAUUUCCGUCUCGUCGAAUGAGCCGCAACUUGAGAGUUAGCGUCAUCCUUCUGCACCGCUGCAGCCUGUUCCGCCAUUCGCUUUCUUCCGUUCUUCGACGUAGUUGCUUUGUCCGCAACUUCACCAGAUCCGAUAAACGACUUCAUACGUUUCUUGCCGUGACAAGGGUUUUUCGGCUUCAUUAACUGACGCCUGAUGGUUUUCUGCGGUCUGUGUGCAACUCCAACCCCAAGUGGUGCGAGAAGGCGGCCGACAGCUUCCGAAACGUUCUUGACAUACGGAAGCGCUCACCAAAAUUUGGUGUCCGUGCGGUUAAGCCUCUUUCCCUUUAGCGUGCGCACCGAAUAACGAAGUUGCGCGGGUAGCCAUUAGCUUUUAAGACCAGUCGGAGGUACUGUAGUUCGGCAAUCAUGUCCUCUGGCUCCCUGCAGUGCGUUUCGACAUGCCGAUAGAGCGUUCUUACACAACCCGUUUGUGGCUGAUUGGGUGCUUGCUGUUGAAGUUCAGUAAGUGCAUCAUAUUUGUCGCUUUCCUGAACACUUUGGUCUUCAGGCCGCCACAAUCUUGAAGGCAUACGAGGACAUCUAGGAAGGCCAGCUGGUUGUUCUCUUCCUCCUCCAUCGUAGCUUGUAUGUCCGAAAAGACCGCAUUGAGACGUUCCUCGAAUGACAGCAACUGAUCCCGGUCGAUAACGACGAAGGUAUCGUCCACAUACCUUGCCCAGAACUUCGGUCUGUGGUGUUGGGAGACCAGCGACUCCAACCAUUGCAGCACUGCCUCAGCGAUGAGUCCCGAAAUCUGCGAACCGAUUGUUGGGCCUUUCACCUGUUCGUAGAUUGCCCCGUCGAACGUGAAGUUCGUCCUAAGACAGGAUUUAAGGAGCUGAAGGACUUGGGCGUUUUCAAAACUAUUCUUCGUUUCAUCAUCUUUGCUUUGUAGAUGCAGCUUGAUCGCCAGAUCAUAGGGAAUAGCAGUUAAAAAGGGACGUAACAUCAAAAUUUACCAUGACCUCAUUUGGAUGGAGGCUAACCCCUUUGAGUUUAUCCAGCAAAUGUGCUGACGGAGGGACCGGGGUGUCUGACUCAGCGGUCAGGAACUUGAGACGCCGGAACCACAUGGCGCCCUGUUUCGUCAAACCUUUGUGAUUUCGGAACAAAAUGCUAAGCGGAUGCGACCAUAUUGCUUUCUCCGUACAGAGGAAGUCGAGGUUCCCCAACCAUGCGAGCAUGAUAUGUGUUUGUUUGGAGUAGCCGAAUGGUGGCCUGGGAGUCAGGCUGCGAUGACUCCUUCUUAAUGUGACUACGACUCAGUUGAGAGCAGACCCGCCUCCCCUCUCCUGUCUUGUGAAAACGUGGUCCAUUGUGUGCGUACCGGGGGUGUGUUGCAUGUGUAGAUGGGCUGUUUAACUUUGUGUCCGAUUCGGCCACCGAUCCUCUUGACUCUGUCAUGAUAUCACGCCGGGAUGGAUGAUAGGAGGUCAAGGUGGAUGCUCCGAAAGUCUACUGUUAAUAUAAAAUAAUUUACAUGCACGUCAUCAUCUUUGGGUCAACUCUUCUGCAGGAUAUACGGUGGCAUCGUUGGAAUCCGCGUGCCAUCAUUUCAUCUGUUUACUUUCCGACAAGCACUGGUUGAGUGGGUUCUCUGUCCUGUUAAAAUGGCUUUUAUGUGCAAGCGGGCUUGCCAGUAAGCCCCUUAAGUGGUACCUUUCCCUACUUAUUAGCACGCUUGAUUAGAAUUCUUAUGACGCAAGCAAAAUAAGUACGGAAAUUAUUUAAUCUUUUUCUUUUUAAUCUGCAUACUGUGUUUUGAUUUGCCUGCAGGCGUCGUUGGACUGAUUUGGCUGUCCUUCUGGUGGCGCACGACAUACGAGAAGCCUGCCACUCAUCCCAAAAUCACGCCGGAGGAGAGGGAGUACAUCGAGAUGUCGAUCGGGGAGGUGCAUGUUCCUCCGGAGUUGGUAGGUAGUUGGGGACUGACCUGCUUCAUAAACUGGCUCUGCUUAUGUUACAGCACUUGUCUGCUACUUUGUUAUAGUAUUAAAUUAUUCAUAAGGGUUGUGCGUCUACGUCUGUUUGUGCGGAGAUUCCACCAAGAUGCCCUGCAGAUGCGCCAGGACGUGAGUAUAUCGGCAGGUGCUGAGUCCCUCCCUAACUGCUGUCGUGAAUGCGUGUGUUGACGCGCCUUAGGCCUUCACGCAGUGUCAGUCACCUCGCCUAAGUCCAUCACCAUAUUGUUGACGGGCUUGGACAGUCGACUGUUGCACGGGAAAUAGAAGGGAUAGCGGAACAGAUGACAGGUCAGUACAUGUGACGUGCUUGAGUCUACUAUGACACGUUCAAAGUGGGGGCAUGUAAGGCUAAUAACUGAGUGGAUAACUCGGUCACCAUGAGGUAUUUUCUGGUGACUGGGGGACUUAGAAGCCGACUGCAGUGCCUCCUUAUUAAUGUAGCACUUAUGGUACUACCACACACGCGAAAUUUCGGCAGACCUCACAGCUGAUGUGUGUGGCACGCGUAGACGGACUGCCCAGAUUAUUCAGCCACUGCCCCCCAAGCCCAUGUCUGGUAGUCUUGAAAUUGUCCUAUCAUAGGGGCAAGAUGAACCGGGGAGGGAAGAGUGCAGAAGAUGCAACGCAAGUGCCCCUCACGCUGCGUCCACACCGUAAAACACGUUUGCGGAGGGUGAACUUUCAUGUCGCCUUAACGGGACGGAAAAUAUUUGCCUGCUUGAGUAGCAUAAUAACUGGAAUCAUCACAGUUGAUGACACGAUCAUUGUCUGGAAAUACAUGUCAAACAGACCUACAGUAAACUGUUAUCCGCUUUCUAGAUCAGUUGCGGCUUCCAUCUAAAUAAUAAACAGACGAGACACAAUCCAUUUUCCGCUAAAAUGCAGAAAUUUUGAGCUACUUAACCAAUCCCAUUGAAGUUGUCUUUGAACGACCCUGAAAGGACAUAGAGGAAUCCAGGCUUCUCAGUUCCCGAGAACAACUCGAAAACCUAGGUUUACCCUUUUUUGGGGUAGUCCCGAUCACGAUAGCGUGGGUAAAUCAAAAGAGUGUCUUCCAAGACUAAUAUUUCACGGGCGGUCUGUUGCAGUCAUCUGUUGACAAAGAGAACAGUCCUGGAAGUUCCGAUCGAACGUUGGGAAUCAGUCAAAGUUCUGGGAAACUCUAGCAAAGAAUCAUCAAACAUGAUGAGUGUUCUGAACACAGUGGGCGCGAAACAUUCUAGGUGACUAGGAGGGAAUAACAAGUGCCCAAGACUACCGUUCACGGGCCUUGUUUCCCGACCGGGUAGCUGAUUUUGAAGUACGCACUUCCUUUUUGGUUAAUUUAAUUCGCCACUCACAACAACAAAAUUACUACCGUGAACAGUAUCCCCUGGUAUGUUGGAAACAAUGACUGCCUUCUGUCCACCACCUCUCGCAGUGAACGCCCGUUUUUUGUCCUAAUAGUGCGGUUUCCAAGUGGCUGAUCCUUCUUAUUAGUUCAGUAGCGCGACUUUAAACAUCCAAGGCGGCCUCUCUGUAAUACAAGCGCACAUGUUGGGCUUGCUAAGGGUUUUUCGGUCGCCUGCGAACACACUCUUUUAAAAACCAGUAAAUUCCCCUGUCCAUCGUCUUCUGAAGUUGUCCGCGGUCUAUCAUGACCGGCAAAAUACCCAGUCCCCAAAAUGGUUGUCACUACUGCAUUUAAAUCAACUUUGGGUCAGAAUUGCGUAAUCAGACAAGUACAUUACUGAAGUCUGGUUAGUUUUGGUCGAGGUUUUGGCCGGCGCGACAUGAUAAAGAUGGAAAACAGUGCCUAAUUAUUCAUGUCCUACCGACCUGGCCUCAAAAUGACCCCCUAGAAAGUGAACCACCUUUUGGAAACAAUGCAUUGCCGAUGAAAAAUUUAGCCAAAACUCCUCCAAAAAGAAAAACAAGGCAAGAACUUGUUUUCGGAACUACAUACAUAUAUGAAAACAAGGUAGGUAUCCGUUAACUUGGCCAUAGAUUACAGUAGACGUUUUCGACUAAAAAAUCACUUAAAGAUGAGUUGUAAUUUUAAUCAGCAUGAAGUAUAAUUUCAUGAUAAUUCGGCCACUCCAGAAUGCUGGAUUUUGAACGACCUUAUUUUUGGCCGUCUGCGAAAAUUCCACUCGAUAAAAAUGACUACUUCAGCAAUGCCUUUUUUCGCCUUGAUUUUGGAUGCCCUUAUAAAUUCAACUAUAUGUCAUGGAAACAAAUGCAUGAAAAUAUUAAUUCUCUUACUCAUUUGGUAAAAAAUGACGUCUUCUUUAAAUUUCAUACUUAAAGAAAAGAUGUAAUUUGGUUUUUAAAAACUUUUCUAAAUCCAAAAUAAUUUCGAAACCGACAUGCCGUCACACUUGCAGUCGGUCAAAACUACAAGAUUUAUAUGUUCCAGGUACGGAAAACCAUUAAAUUCUCUACGGUAUUAAGAGAAGACCAUAUAGAAGUUCAUCAAAUUUAUCAAUGGAUUUAUGCAGAUUGCAAGCUUUACAGGCAACGUUAGUAAAUGCAGAGACACGGUGUUUUGUGAAUGGACAUUUCGCGAGCCUAAAAGACUCAUAACAAGAAACUUUUUAAAAUCGAAUUCUACCCUUCCUUUGGGUAUCAGAUUCAAAAAAGACGUAAUUUCCUACCAAAUUAGUAAAAAAUGGAUAUUUUCAUCUAUGUUUUCUAUGAGAUAUACUUAAUUUUAGGCAUCUAAAGUCAAUGGGAAAAUUUUGUGCUACUUGAGAAGUAUUUUUGCUGAGUGUUUUUUUCUUAGGCGGCCCAAAAUGUAGUUCUGUAAAAGUCUGCAUCCUGAAGUUAAUGAAGUAUUAUGUGAUCAAGUUGCACGAUGGUUAAUAUUACAAAUACUUUUUAUGUAAUCUUUUUGAUUCGAGAACGCACUUCAAAAUGUCGGUUAACAUUUCAUGAGUUUGCACACCCACUGUAUACUCGCCUAUCGUCUAUUCAGGUGAAAUGUCUGAAAGAGCGGACCAUAUUGCGAAUUCCCACUGGAUAUGAUUAAUGUUCCGCAUAAAUGUCGCGGAGACGAUAGCUUACAUCUUGGACUAACAACGGGACAUUCCGUACACUUCGAGUUUAGUCCGCCGAUUUCCUUACACCACGCGCGUUUCCAGCUCACGCUAAUCGGUUUGACUGCAGAACUCACAAGGUUCGGACAAGAAGGACUAAGCGGGGGUGAACUGUACGUCGACCGGCGCUUGGAGAUGGUGGAUGAAAAUAGCAGCUUUAGCUCUUAAAGGUACAGUGAGUGACCGAUCUCAUGAAAUGUUGGCCAAAAUUCUGAAAGGCGUUUUUGAUUAGUAAGAAUUACUUAGGUAAGGUUGUAAAACAGAUUAUCCCGCGGCAUUUUCUUAUAGUUUUUCGGAUUUGGUGGGAUGUCGGCUUUAGAAUGCACCUCCUUUUAAUCUCCCGUAGAAACCAUAUUCGGUAAAAAAUGACUAUAUAAGUAAAAUGCAUUUUUCACACUGAUUUUUGAUGGUCUUGUAAAUUCAAAUAUAUUUUAUAAAAGGCGUGAUCAAAAAUAUGCUUCUUUCCACUCGUUUGAUAGAGAAUUACGUCGUCCUCAUAUUUCAUAUUCAAAGAAAGAAUUUAAAUUAGAUUGAGAAAGGUUUCUAAUUCCCGAAUAAUUUGGAGCCUGAUCAGCCGUUGCAUUAGCGCCAACUUCUACAAGCUGCAUGUGUUUCACGUAAGGAAAUUCAAAUAUUAUUCUACGCCUUUAAAAAAUGUCAUAUUAAGUCAAUAAAAUUUUGCAAUGGAUCAAGACUACGUUUUAAAUUUCAUGAGGAGCAAGGGUAAACGGACAAGUACGAUGCUGUAUGGGUGAACACUACACGGUCUUAACAAAUCUUCCAAUUAGAAACCUUUUUUAAAAACAAAUCGUACCCUUUCUUCGAAAAUAAAAUAUAAAGUUGAUCUGUUUCUCUAUCGCAUGAACAAAAGAAAACGUAUUUUGUUAACGUUUUUUGUGAAAUUUACUUCAAUUUACAAGACCAUCGAAAAUCAGUGUGAAAAAUGCAUGUUACUCAUGUAGUCAUUUUUUCACCCAGUAUGAUUUCUACAGAAAUUCGAAAAGGAGUGAAUUCAGAAGCCGACCUCCUGGCAAAUGUCGAGGAAUAAUCAGUAUUACAACCCCACCUACGUAAUCCUUCCUAAUCGAAAAUGCUUUUUAGAAUUGCAGCCAACGCUUUAUCAGAUCAGUCACUCACUGUAUUUUAAGGCAUGCACUCCGGACAGAUAGGCCAACCACCCGAUGGAGGCGGGCCACCUUGGUUGAAUGUAGCUUGAUUAGCCCAAGUCAGUCGUACGUGGCUCACUGGGGUUACUAAAUUUUGAAAUUCGUGGAAACAUAAAAAAGCUACAAGAGCCUACGGUGGAACAAAAGUUUGAGUCUGUCAGAGCUUAUGUACUUUAAUUCUCAAAAGGGGCAUCGUCCCGGAAACGCACGGGAAUCUGGUAACAUCACCGAAAAACUGAGAUUUCCUAAAUCAUUUAUUCCGAAUUCUGGGUUAAACCACGUUGUAAGUAGUUAUCCCUACCUAGCUAACCCAAAUGGAUGUCGCCCGGCUAACUCAUUAAUCGUUAUUUGUACACUAAUAUUAGAAAGAUGCGUAUUAUCAUAACAUUUUCUCGUUCUUAACAUCUCUAGGGACUUAAGUAACUCUUCGACACGUCGAUCCAUGCUAGUCCUCAAUUUCGAGAACUUUGAACGGGGCCGACUUAUGACAGCCAGCUCUCCGAUAUGUGGGCAACGAUCGGGUAAAGGGCCCCAAACACGAGACUGACCAAAGGUGCCUGUCUUGCAUGAAAGAUGUCAAUCAGGGUUUUACGGCGGGGCCAAUGUAUACAUAGACGAAUGGCAAAAUAAGUAUAGAUAGUUAAUAAAUUUGUUUUUCGAGUGGAAAAGGUUUAAGGCAUUGACGUAUAGCAAACAAAAUUAAGCGAGAUAGUUAAAAAUAAAUAUUGAGUGUCUACAACGAUAGCUUCACAGAAGCGAACAGGCGAGUCCCAGGUAGCAGUUCAGAAGACGAAGAUGCGAUGUCUGGAGCACGAAAUGAAUUGGCCUGACGUUUUAGAUUCUCACUCGAAUUCAUUAUGAGAGACAUUCGCAGAUAAAUAUGAUGGUGGCGCAAGGAACGCCAGGUGAGCUGAGUUCAUUGUAGAUAAUUCACCAGACCGUCUACAGCAGACGACCCAACCUGGUAUAAUUAAACACCAAACCGAAAUAAUCGUGUCGGAAUAAAGCCCUCUUAAAUAAGUAUAGAAGGUAUUCUUUGUAUGCCACAGAUGCUUGGGAGCCUUCACCCUAUCCUUACCAACUUUGCAACAAGAUAGCAAAGAACACAGGAAACACUUCUGACAGACCGUACUGCCCGGGGUCUAGAAACAGUUUUUUUUUUCUGAAGUCUUCGGUAGUGCGCAAAUCAUUCAGUUGGAAAACGUGCGCCGUCGGGCGGAAGGGAAUGGCUGACUUCCCACGCCCACAUUUACGUCUAACGAUCUGUAUUUUCUGAGCUGCAAGAAACACACGCUCGUUUGUCAUGUUAAUAACUAAUAUCGUUUUUAUGGCCCAUGGGAUGUGUGCAUUUGUUAGUUUGAUAACUCCUUUGCUGGACUGGAAGUUUCUGUAGAAUGCAAACAGUCAUUUAGAAUAAUGUGUCAGGUAGUCGGCAGAGGUUGCGCAGUGACUGAAAACAGGUAACAAGUCUGCCAAUGCAGUAUUUUAAGUCAUUAAAUGUGACUAGGUGGAUACCGGGUACCCCCAACCGUGAGGUUUUCACAGCCUCUUCUUUCGCCAUAGCAAAACUAUUUUCAUUCCUAAUUUCAUAAGGAAAUAAAUCGGAAAAUUGCACUGAACUUUCAGAACUUUCUCCUUCCAGACCUGUUUUGGUGACUGUAUCAUUUCAAGUUUAAAAGGUCUGGGAGUUUAGGACACUUCGGGUAAUUAACCAGGCUAGGUUGUCUUUCCGCAUAACGCCCCCCCACGUCGGAUUCAAUUGGACAAGUUAACGUUGAGAUUAUGUGUGAGCUCAGAGCUGAUUAAAGACAAUAUCAUCGCGUAAUGCUCAUCUCGUAAUUAUUGCAAAUUCCUGCGCGCUCUCACCUCCAUCUCCCAACGCACGGACAUUAGAAUUUGAAGCACUUAUCUCCCUCUUCCUCUGCCUAAUUAAAUCAUCGUCUGAGUCCAUGUUUAUUACUUCCACAGAGUGAAUGUAGAUUUGAGAUAAAAUUGAGGAAGGAUAUUUUGGUGUCGACCGAAUGAGAUUUUAAUUGACAUACUAAUGCGCAACGUUCCAUCGUUAAGCAAAAUGGUAACCGGUAUCACUUGGAAAAUCAGUUGACUAACUCCAAUGUUGUCCAUAUUAUACAGAAGAAGUAUCAAUAAAGACAAGGGAGUCUAAAUUGGCCAAUUCUGGCUUACUGGCUGCCGCCUGGCCGCCACGCCUAGAAUCCGAAAGUGGCUUUUGUGGCCGUUAAGCGUUUUUCGUUCAACGCAUAAUUAGUGAGCUUGGGGUCCGUUUGCCUGUCACUUUUGUCGGGAAAUACUAAUACUAGUGGGAAGGGCGUUUCGGCGAUCAACUAGCGGGACCCGCUAGUGCCGCUGGGUCUUGAGCUUCAAUCUAGUGCCUUUACCACCUGCUCAACAAACCUCUGCCUCCCAUGACAACGCAUAUUGCCGAUCGAAACCAACAGGAUAACGCCUUCAUGGCCCGGUAACAAAACACGUAACUUAGAAGCGCUAAGUAGGCAAAGGAUCCGAAUGCGAACCUCAGGUUAUCCAAGUCAGAGUUUUGGUUUGGUUGGCUGACUGGCUGGCUAACGACAGUUAAUAGAGCAGAAAUGGCCAUCCCAGUCUGUACUAUUUUUGUUGCUAUAAGCUGGUGUAAGUUUAUGGGUGUUUUUAUAUCCUCGGGGCCUCGACUGUCAGUGACAACCCGCUUAGUUGAGAAAGUGAGCGUCCCCAGGUUUGACACACGCCUACUACGGCAAGCCAGGGGUACUGUUAAAUGCGUUCUAGUUCCUCAUUCAUAUCAAUUUCCAUUGCAUAACAGAUGUCUUAAAAGAAAACCUGCACAGUACUGUAAAACACAUCCGCCAAGUAACGCUGCCUUUUCUAACUUUUAGCAAAGCAUUCCCUGGAAGGCAAUUUUCACUUCGAUGCCAGUCUACGCUAUCAUUAUUGCAAACAUUGCCAGGAGUUGGUCCUUCUUUCUCCUCAUAAUGAUGUCACCGACGUAUCUGAAGGACGUUUUCAACUACACCACCGCCCAGGUAUGUCUGGUUACCAGAGCAGUUAUGUGCAAAAAAGAGCCGUUCUACGCGGAAGAAACUGCCUUUUAUCUCCUGUCCUGCCUGCACUAAAACAAUAGUUACAAGGCGUAAAUUGGAAAUCAAUCGUCUUGAACCUACAGCCAGGUCAGAUUGGUUCCCUCCGCUGUCGGGCUAGUUUCCCAAACGUAGUCUAGAGGGUACGAACCCUGAGGUGACGGACAACAGCUCAAAUCCUCGGGGUUUGCUUUGUUAUUGAGCCGGGGUAUGCACCGGACGAAUAGGCACUGUCCCCAGUAACAGAUCCAACCUUGCUGUACAGAGCUGGAGAUAGGAGAAAACAAUAUUAUUUGCACACUGAACUUAGCGAGUCUCUUAAGGAUCUCUCCACUCUAGUCAAAAGUGUGAAAACAUUUGGACCAAACCAGCUGGUCCAGGAAAGCUAAUAGCCUAUCGAAGAUCAACUGAAGGGGUUCUUCUCCCCAUCAGAAGAGUCCUUCCGUGAAAUGCCACACGUCUUUAUCUCGCAAAAUGGGUUCUUUAAAAUACAGCAUUGCAUAAGGCCCACAAUUUCUUACGUUUAAACCUACUAAAUAUACCGGAAAGUUGUGGGAUGUUUGUGAGAAACUUCCUAUGUUCUUUAGAGCUCAUACAGUACGAUAGCUGAUACAAGUCCGAAUAAACUGCAAUACGCAUGAGCGGACGGACAUAUAGCCUUGAUAGUGAGUCCGCGGUUGAGGAUCGAAAAUUUCGAAUGCAUAUAGGCUUUAUGCAAACCAUCGCUUUUAUUUCCUUCCAAAGUCGAAUCCUUCGACCAUUAGUGUCCCUGAUUUGGAUAGUUUUGGGAUGGACCCCAAAAAUCGCAGGUCUCAUUCGUCUAUCUAUACUGUAUGCCAUUCCCCUCCGAGUAUAAAUGUUGAAUAGUUACACCGUACUGACUGCACAGGUACUAAAUUAAAGUCAAGACACGCGAUUCGCUGUUUUUUUAAUUGGUACAUGACUCACCUGCAAGGAGCCCCGGUUCAUCAGGUGCCCGCAGGAUUCUCCAAGGUUUCGAAAUUUAGCUCUUUAAUUGUUUCAUAAACUGAUACACCAGGCCGCAGGAAAAUCGCCCCGAACAAACCCCUUCAGGCUCGGUAUGAAUAUUAGCAAUCAUAGUUGGACCAUUAUCUGUUAAUUUUGAAUGGUAGGCCAGCUUUUUUCGUGUUUAGAUGUUGAAUGGUCCACCAGACUGACUGCACAGGUUCUAGUUCAAGGUGGUUUGCUGAUUUUCUGCCGGCGCAUGACGCAGCUACGAGGGUUUUAGGUUCAUCCGUGGAUCGCAGGGUCCUCCGUGUUUUCAAACAUUAGCUUUUUAAUUGCCUCAUGAUUUAAUGCGCCAAGUCGCAACUAUCGCUUUCGGGAUAACAACGUUAUAUUCGCAAACUGCUAAUGGACAGUCAACAAGGCAGAAAUUCUGAAUGAUUCAACGAUUUGACGGCAAGGAUAUUGGCCAAGGUGUCUGAUGCUUGCCUCUACCAGUGAUUUUUACAUCAAUGUUUCAGGUUUGUGCAGUAAUUUUCGAGAAAAUUGAAGAUUUAAAAUUCGAAUAGUGGAGUACAUAUCGCAAGAUAUACCAAUCUCAUGAAACCUUAGUCAAAUUUCUGAUUAGGUUUUCGAUAAGGGAGGACUACUCAAGUGAUUUUUAAUAUUGACUGUCAUGGGAUAUAAUCGACAGAUAAUUCAGAUAGGUCGGUACGUUGGUCUUUGAACAAACUUCCCCUCGUUUUCCUACAAAACUCGUCCGUUGAAAGACGUCUACUUAGUCAACAGGCAUCUUUUGUUUUUAUUUAUGCCGCCCUUAUACAUUAAGUUGGUUAACUCAUGAUAUGUCGAUCAAAAUUCCGAAAUGCGUUUCAUUUCAAAACGAUUAAUUAAGUAGUGUCGUAAAACUAUUCAUCAUGCACCAUAAUUGCAUAAUGAUUAAUUUAUCUCACGAUGCCGGAUUUUGAACGAACGUCUUCUGGGCUGCAUGAGAGAACUAUGCUCUGCAAAAAUGGCUACUUAUAUGACAUGCAUUUUUCAUUAAUUUUUGAUGCCCUUAAAAAUUCAAUUAAUUUUCAUAGAAAACAUUUAUAAAGCUACUCAUUUGUUUGCUCACUUGGUAGAAAAUGAGGUUUUCUUUCAUUUUUUACUCAAAUGAAUGGUUUAAUUCGGCUUUUAGAAACGUUUCUAAUUCCCGAUCAAUUUUCAAACCGACCUGCCGUUGUGCUUGCAUUCAGGGUUUCCAAACUACACGCCGUAUACUUUCUGUGUAUGGAAAACCACACAUUUCUCUACGGUAUUAAGGGGAGACGAUAUGGGGUUUAUAAAAUUUAGCAGUGAAUUUGGGUCAUAUUAUUAAAUUUACAAGCCACAUUGGUAAAUCCAGUGACAUGACGUUUUAUGGACGGCCAUUUUACGGUAUAAAAAAAUACCACGACUGAAAACGUUUUAAAAACCAAAUCAUUCCCUUUCUUUGAGUAUAAACUUAGAAAACGACGUCAUUUUCUACCGAGUGAGCAAAAAAAUGAACAUUUGUAUGCAUAUUUUCCAUGAAAUUGAAUUGAAAUUUUAAGGGCACUGACAACCAAUUAGAAAAUGCACGUUACAUAAGUAGUUAUUCUUAUAGAACGUAGUUUUCAUAUGCAGCCCGGAAGAAGUCCGUUUAAAAACCGGCAUUCUGAGAUAACUUGAUUAUUAUAAAAGUAUGCUGCAAGGUAAUUUGCUCUGCGACCCUACUUAAUUAAUCUUCUCAAAACGAAACGCAUCUCGGAAUCUUGGUUGAUGUUUCCCAUACCCGAAGAACGGACAUCUUUUGGGCUUUUAAAAGCGAAUAAUUACAAAUUAUUUUAAGACCUGUAAUAUCCAUCCCCACAGCUUCGUCUAUGUCAUAUAUUAAUGCCCCCUACGUACUAUAGAACGUAGUCCAAAUUCAACUUAAAAUUUAAUGAGCUCUAUAUAACGUCUUUUUAAUGGCAUAGGAAAAAGUAAUUUUUCUCAUCUGACAAGCCAACAACAUUUAAAUUAAAAUCCUAUACUCAUAUGCAACAACAGAUUGGACUCCAAGUCAUUCGGAAAUUAAAAUGGACUUAUGUGAUACUCCAAUCUGUCCCUUCUUCGAGAACGAAAUUUACUCAUUAACUACUCAAGUACAACUUACUCAACUAAACAAGUACAAGGAAAAAUAUCCUGUUUAUGUUUUCCAUCAGAUAUAUUUGAAUUUAUAAGGACGUCGAUGGGUAUUAUAGCGUUCUUAUUUACUGGUUUCUGGUUCCAGGUCGGCUUUUUACUCUUCACAAGAAGACGUAUACUUAGUCUGAACGCAUCUUUUCUUUUAGUUUUGCCGCCCUUAUAAAUCUAAAUCCAAUUUACAAAAGAGAUGCACAAAAUAUUCCUCCUUGUGCUCAUUCAGUGUUGAGCCACAUUUCCUUUAUACUCUUUACCCACCAAAUGGGCAUCUUUCAUGUUUUAAAAAGCUGCAAAUUAUAAAAUCUUUUAAGACCUGAAAUGCUUAUCCAGACAACACCGUCUAUGUCCUAUAUUAAUGCUCCCUGUGAAUUCAUUACAAAAUCUGAUGAGCCCUGCAUGCCAUCUUCUAGAUGGCAUAGAGAAGUAUGAAUUUCUUUAUCCGGCAAGCAAAAAGCAUGUCGAUUAGACGCCUGAACGCGGAAGUAACUACAAUUCGGGCCCGAAAGUAUUCGAGAAUUUAAAAAAAUUGAAAACUCAAUAUACCUUUUCUUUGGAAAAAGGGUUUAAACAAGUGAAUUUCUACCAAAUAAGUGCAGAAAAGAAUAUUUUGGGUUCGCUUUCCAUAAACAGCCUUGAAUUUAUGAGGACAUCGCUGGAAAUCUCAAUGGUCUUAUCUAUUGGUUUCUAGUUCUAGGUCUGCUUUUUACUUUUCGCAAGGACUAGUAUUCGAAUUGGCUUUCGAAAUCUUCCGGAUGGAGCUCGCAAAGAGUUUGGGCCCAGACACUUUCUCUGCGUGUAACAGUGUAUCUUGUUAAUUGACUUAGACGACACAGCGUCCUAGGGACCGGAAAAAGUCUUUUUUGCGACUUUUACUAAGAAAUCGCUAGAUUUUUUAUAACUUUGGGGAGAUUCAAAACAUAUAUGUCACUCGAACAGUACACUUUUCAUAUAAAAAAUAACGGAACCUAUUCGCCGAUCCAGCAUAGUUCAGGAUAGGCGGUGAGUUAAAACAGAAUUUUAAAUUAGUGUGCAAGAGAAAAAAGAUUACUAGAAUGCAUUUGCUACUACGCUGCUAUGUUUAGCAACUGCAUCAUUUGCCGAAUAGUGGAUUACGUAAAAACUGAAUUUUAGUAAAAUCCUUCACUGAGGAAUGUUUUCAUUUCAUUACCAGUCUAUGCUAUCAUCGAAAGAGAUAGGUCCAUCUCCUCUCCCCACCUCUUUCUUCUUAUCCUCAUAGUCAUGUCACCGGUGUUUCGUAAGACCCACCGCUCUGUUUACUUGCAUGCUACUCUGCAUGUUUUAUGGACUUUAGAAGGUACAAUAUCAAAGUGUGUGUGUGUGUCGACACCCGACUGAGGUCUAUAAAUAAGUGCUUGAACGACUAAAUACUUUUUCAAUUUUCUUUGCAGUAACAAUACUAGGGGAUAUAAUUUAGAUCGUACCCUGCUUACAAAGUUAAUGGGCUGCCGAUGAGGAUCCCCACAAACCGCCUUCGAAUACUUUAUUGAGGAAGUACGCAGCUUAAUCAUCACUUAUAAUUUGCUAUUUUUUAAACAAGCGUAUCUAAAAUAUCGCUAAUCCCUGACCUGCUGACUAACAGUAGAUAAACCGGCCAAAUAUUCAGUCCUAAAAAGAUACUAGGGCUUCAGGCAUGGUUUUUGUCAAUUUGAAAUCCGAAUCCUUUAUGGAAAAAUGUCUUUUUUUUAGUCCGGCAUCCUCUCCUCCUUACCUCAUCUCUUUAUGGCCAUCAUUGUGCCAAUCAGCGGUCAGAUGGCAGACAGACUACGUAAAAGGACACUCACUACGACUGCUGUCCGCAAAAUCUUCAACUGCGGUGGUAAGAAACCGUACCCUGCUGUUUCCUUAUACUUAAUGACUGUAGGUUUGUAUCAGAACGUAGAUCAAGUGCCUACUGGCACUACUGUGACUCUGCCGCAUCAGCAAAACAGCCCCGUCUUGCUUCCGUCAUUAAUUCCUCCCUUGUUUUCAAUAGAAGUCUUUAAGCAAUAUUAGUGGUGGCGGUAGUGGUGGUUUUAACAACACUGGCAGUCGGGGCGGCAGUGGUAUCAACAAAGCUAAUGAUGAUAAUAGUGGUGGCAAUACUAUUUGUUGAGGGGAUAGUUUGACCGCCGCAUCCGACAAUGCCUACCGCUGCUCGACAGCGAGGUGAAGGAGGCACGGUACGCUCGCGCGCGAACUAGCUGAUAAUAAGGAUAGACCUGCAAAGCAUCUACCGUACUCUCUUCUCCUUUCUCACCUGGACCCGGCGUCAAGGCAGAGUCAAGAAGGCCGGAGACGGGUAGAGCACACGUGGAUGGUGCGGUCGAACCCGCACCCAGGCUUGCCAUCUCACCCCACCGCUCCACAACAAACGCUUAACCAGGAUUUUGACCAAUAAAAACAACAACAACAAGAACAGCACCAGAAAAGAAGUGGGUUACUGGGCAGCCAUGCACAAGACCUGUAUACCCCCAGCAGGAGCACAAGAGCAUCAACUACCAGAGAAAUGAGUACCAGAGAACUGCCGGUAUGUAUCAGUUUGCAAGGGUCCGGGUUCGCUGAUCGUGACAUAGCAAACGCUUCCAAACCUUGUUGCAGUAGCAAAAACAAUAGUAUCAAUAGUUGAUGUGGUCGUGGAAGUAUUACUUGUGGUAGUAGUACUUACUGUACUGCCAGUAAAAGAAGUGACGUCGCAGUUUAGGCAGAUGUGCUUGUUGUGGCAGCAGUAUAAAUAUUGGUGGUAGUUGUUAUGAAGAAGGAGACACGAUCGCUGUGACAAGAGCUUUAUUAGCCUGACGUUUCGGAUUCCUGCUCGAAUCCAUCAUCAGAGACAAAAGCAGAUAUGGUUAGUUCAUGCGCAAGGGGCUGCAGUAUUUAUCGAAUGCGGUUGCCAUGCUACCGCACACCUAUGAAUAUUCACGGCUCCCCCCCCCUCCCCCCUUCAUGAGGAAUCGUUGCACUUUGUGUGCUGACUGCUUGAGGGUCGACAUUCGAGUUGUUAAUUGCUGCAAUUCCAUCACGUGCGUUGGAUGUUGGUGUGAUGAUUGCUCGACCAUCUGACACGCUGACCCGGAUGUUGGGAAAAGUGUUCACCUGCGCGCUUCCUGUUUGGCUAAUUACUCCGCCCAGGCGAAGUCUCAGCACUGAGUAAGAAAGGGGAAGGUCAUUGCAUUUGUUUAUGAACUGGGGACUAGUAAACCAUGACUCAAGCGGCUCCGGGCUCACACGGUUGUAGCCCUUAUGAGAAUUUUCGUCUCGUCGAAUUGGAAUGUGCGGCGGGAUCUCGUCGAAUGAGCCACAGCUUGAGAGUUGACGUCAUUUCUCCGCACCGCUGCAACAUGUUCGGUCAUCCGCCUUCGUAGAUGUCUUCCGGUUUCUCUGAGGUAGUUUGUUAUCCGCAACUGCACAAGAUCCGAUAAACGACUCCAAACGUUUCAUUAGAGACAAUAGCAGAUACGCGUCUGAUGAUGGGUUCGAGCAGGAAUUCGAAACGUCAGGCUAACAAAGCUUUUGCCCCUGCAAUCGCGCCUCCAUUUUGGAGACCGUUUCUUGGGACUCGCCUCUUCGUUUCUAUUGGCAGUAGUUGUUAUUUUCGUGGUGACAGUGGCAGCAUCAGCAUUACUGGAAGUAUUUGUAAUAUCCUCCAUCAGUAGUGCUAGUGGUAAUAGUAGUAGAUGUCUAUCUCUUUCGAGUGGUUGUGGUCAUGUUAGUGGUAGCCCUGUGCACAUCAGGGCUCCCUCUCCAUUCGCUUUAUUCUAUUUGGGCAUCCCAAAUGUUUUUAAUGACUUCCAGGCUUCGGAAUGGAGGCGAUUCUCCUGCUAGUUGUUGGCUACGCAGACUCCGCACACACCGCGAUGAUCGCUCUUAUUUUCGCCGUGUCCUUCAGUGGAUUCGCCAUUUCAGGUGGGAAUUUUAGCGUUUAACUCCUGGUCUUGCUCCUUCCCCACCUCCAAGGACUUUCAUAAAAUAUUAAAAAGCAACUGCGCAGUCUGCGCGUAUUAGCGUCCCGUCGUGAGACGUGGUCUAUUUAUGGCCAGCUGCCGCAACCGGCAGCUCUGCGAUAUGCGACUGAAAAAUGCAGAUCUUUUGUCAAUUGAAUUUAUCAUAGAAAAAGAUGGAACACUGAAAGAUCCAAAUGGAAUGCCUACAAGUGAAAAUAGAGGAUGAGCGUGUUCGGAAUUCCCUGGCCAGCGUAUUAACCCGUGGUUCCGAUUGCGGAGUCAGUUUCGACGGGAACAUGGAAAAUAUGAUCAUGAAACAGACCCACUAAAGUGUUCCUUCAUGAAUAAAACACAGAGCGCCUUAGGACAGCAAACGUGGAGUUGCUGUACAGCAGGUGGGCUAAAUCAUGAACUUUCAACUGAAAUUCCGAAAUGAGUUUUCGUUUCGGAAAGAUAAAUUAAGCAGGUUUGUACAACUAAUUAUUCUGCAUUAUAAUUCUAUAAUAAUUCAGUUACCUCAGGAUCCCGGCUUUCGAAAGAACUUCCAUCUGGCCGCAUGCAAAAACAACACUUUGUAACAAAUGACUACAAGGGUUCGCAUAUAAUUUUCUAAUAACCCUAUUUUACGCGAAGAAGGAAAGGAUAAGUUGCCACUGCACACGCACUCAAUGUGCAUCUAUUCCUUCACUUGCUCCUGUGGAGCAGGUUAUAUUGGUCGCACGAGCCGGUGCUUAUCCAAGAGAAUACGGGAAUACCUCCCGCAUGGCUAGAAAAAGGCGAAACGAAGAGCAUAAACAGCGCCAUUCUCGCUCAUGUUGUCGAUUUCGGACAUCUAGUGGACCCCAACGAAGCUUUUCGUGUAAUUUAUAAGGUCCAAUCGAGCUACUCUAAGCUACUACGCCAGCGCCUAUUAGCGACAGCAGAAGCGGCCGCCAUCAGGUUAAGGAAGCCAAUCUUAUGCGCCCAGCAGAACCACGUUCAGGCUCCGCGCCUACAGUGGUUGAAGGUCGACUAACGGUGCAUCUCCCCACGCGCACUUCCGCUCUCACCCCGUCCCUGACACUAACUGCUAUUAUCCCCCCCUUCCCUCACAUCCCCACAUCCCCCAGUGUUUUAAGGAUAACUUUUAUCGAUUUCUCUUCUCGCUGACAUGUUUUUCUUCUACCUCGUUCCCAUAUACAGUGAGUGACCUACCUCAUGAAAUGUUGGCUGAAAUUCUGAAAAAUUUGUUAAAGCCUAAUAAUACUCCUUCCUUAAGUAUAAAUUAUAAAAAAAGACGUGAUUAUCUGUUGAUUGACUAAAAGAAAGCAUAUUUUUGUUCGCGGUUUCUAUAAAAUAUCUUUGAAUUUGCAAGACCAUCGAAAAUCAAUGGGAAAAAUGCAUGCUACUUAAGUAGCCAUUUUUUACCAAGCAUUGUUUCUACAGGAGAUUGAAAAGAAGUGCAUUUAAAAGCCGACAUCCUGUCGAGUCAAAAAUGUUAUAAGAGUAUGCCACAAGAUAAGAAGUAUUACAACCGCGACCAAGUAAUCCUUCCUAAUCGAAAACGCAUUUCAGAAUUUCAGCCAACAUUUCAUGAGAUAGGUCACUCACUGUAAUUGUACUGGCCUGACGAGAAUUUAUUGAAAGCUACGUAUGCUCGCCACCUCGUCUUCUGGUUCCGAAUAAGUAACUGUCUACUAUGUAUUCUGCCAAACCCCUUCACGUGGUGUACCACAUGUUGUAACAUUGAUCGACAGGGGACAGCUGUUUCCACCAAAAUGACGCAGCAGCCGGCUUUCGACGCCUGGCGCAGCAGUGAAAUUGUCUUAAAAUGCCGAAAUGGGGGCACAACACUGACAGUUUGGUAAUCUUGAGCAGUGACACACUCCAGAUACCCCACGGAUUGGAUGCUCUGCCGGUGGCGUGCGCGUGUCUUAGUUUAUAAAGAGACGGACGCUCGCCGCACCCAUCUCACUCUCUCUUUCUUCAUGUACCUUUCUUUUAUGACACAGGCUGUCAAGCUAGAUGGCGGUGAGCAUGAGCAUACUAUCUGACAGAGUGAAAAAUUCCGUCUACGCGGACCACACACGAUCUUUUUCUAGCUGUGCUUAUGAGAUACGAUAAGGGCGCCUCAGAUUUCGCAUAUGCGAAGAUGCCAUAAAAGCCGCAUCUAUAAGGAGCCAUUCAGCCUGACUCUCAGUUCUGAGAACUACCGAGUUACCCCGCAAGUUUAAAGUCCUCCAAGCUGCUAUUCUUGGCGUUUCGGGAUAAAUUCAAGAAAGUCAGAUUUAUUUUAAUGAGAAUGCACUGUUGUGCUGUGAGUAUGAAGUUCCUCUGAGGGGCAUAAGCCGACUGUGCAAGCUUAGGGCGUGCCAUCACAUUCCGGCACGACCUAACUCGGCGCGGCCCGAUAGACACGUUCCGUGAUGUUGUCUGACCCCCCUGCUGGUCCGGCGUAUCUGCAGCGUAUCACGUCAUCAGCACCACACAGUCGACAACUGCAGCAGGACUAAAGAGAAAAUAAUAAUUUUCGAGAGGAUCCGACUGGAAAUGUUUUAGACAAAAUGUACUCGGGACUCUGGCAAGGUCUUGUAAAGGUUCUAUUCAGUCAAUCGUCAAUUAGCCGGGAACGAUGCCAACAGUUCUGAAACGAACAUAGCUCCCGAAAUAUCGAGAAAAGACAAAUUAUGCACUUAAAGUAGGUUGGCUAACUCAUGAAAUCUCCACAGAAAUUCCGAAAUGCGUUCCCGUUUCUAAAAGAUUAAUUUAGUAAGGUUGUGAAACCAAGCAUCAUGCAGCAUAAUUUUAUAAUAAUUCAGUUGUCCUAGGACGCCGGCUUUUGAACGAACUUCUUUCUGGCUGCAUCUAAAAACCAUACUUCGUUAAAAUUAUUGCUUAUGUAGUAUGCAUUUUUUUCAUUGAUUUCCGAUGCCCUUAAAGAUUAAAUUAUAUUUCAUGGAAAACAUGCAUACAGAUAUUCCUUCUUUUGCUCAUUCGGUAAAAAAUGACGCCUUCUUCCAAUUGUUUACUCAAAAGAAGUGUUUGAUUCGGUUUUUGAAAAGCUUUCAAUGGUGGGAUUUACUAAUACCGUGCAAUGGACGUUCAUAAAACGUCAAGUCUUUGCAUUUACCAAUGUGGCUUGUAAAAUAACAAUGUGGUUCAAAUCCACUGCUUCAUUUUAUUACAUCCAUAUGAUCUCCUCUUAAUACCGUGGAUAAAUGUGUGGGUUUCCGUACGCAGAAAAUAGACGGCUUAUAGUUUGCAAACUCUGAAUGCAAGUGUAACGGCAGAGGGGGCCCAAAAUUAUUCGGGAAUUAGAAACGUUUUCUAAAACCAAAUUGAAUCAUUCAUUUGAGCAUAAAAUUGGCAGAAGACGUAGUUUUCUACCGAAUGAGCGAAUGCAUGUUUUCCAUAAAAUCUAAUUGAAUUUUGAAGGGCACUGAAAAUCAAUGACAAAAAUGCAUGCUAAUUAAGUUGUCAGUUUUCACGGAGUAUGGUUUUUGCAUGCAGCAGAAAGAAGGUUAUUUAAAAACCGGCAUCCUGAGGUAUCUGAAUUGUAAUAGAAUAAUGAUGCACGAUGAUUAUUUUUACAACCCUACUUAAUUAAUCUUCUAGAAACUGAAACGCAUUUCGGAAUUUUGGUUCACAUUUAAUGAGUUCGCCCAACUACUGUAUCUGCUGUGCAUCACGGCAUGGGCACCACAAAGUCGACAACUGCAGCAGAACUAAAGAAGAAAUUAGUAAUUUUGAAGAGGAUCCAGUGGAAAAUUUUUGGACAAAAGGUACUCAGAACUCUGGCAAGAUCUGGUAAACGUGGUAUCCAGUCAAUCAGCUGGGAAUGAAGCCACCAGUUCUGAGACGGACAUAGCUCCCGAAUUAUCGAGGAGAGAGAAAUUUUAUACUUACGUCAACGAUGUUAUAUAAAAUGCUCGGUAGCUCAAAACCUUCCUUUGCUCAUUUCUUUUUACAUAGACGGGCGCGCCUUUAACUGAUUACCGAUUAAACAGAUCAAUAUGCUGUCUCUAUUUCAUAUUCUGUUACUUCUACCUGUCAUUUCAUUAUGCUAAGCGAGUGUUACUGAUAAGUCAGGCAUUGACAACUGGUUGAUCGCACGUGCAUGGUUGCGGAAGUUGUCGCCUAAUCGACCAACAUAUCAACGCGCGGUACACCAUGUGACAACGCUUGACAACCAAGUUAAUGGGCAGGAAUCAGCCUAGCGGACUAUAGGAGACAUGACAGUUCGACCGCCUUCCGCAUACUCCGGACUUGGUUGCUCGUCAAACAAACCUUGCCAUAAACCACGCUUUUGUUAUAGUUUGUAGGCUUCAUUGCAGUCUUAUCUCUCCUUUGGCAUACGUCAAUGCAGUCAGCCCUUCUUUCAUAUUUUAAAACGGUGUCCGAAAGACUGACGACAACUUCAUAGUGUCCGUAGGUGACAUACCUGAAAUUGGGCGGAGUUGCGGUGGCAACGCGAAAAGUCACGUCAGAGUGUGCCAUCACAUACCAUAAUGCAUGACAGUAAUUAUGUGCGCGAGCACGCUCUGUGUAGUCCGAUCAGCCUAGCCGUGAGCCAAUCUGGCCCUCAUCUUAAUCCAGCGCAUGUUCGGUGCAGUCCGUUAUGGGGGGCGGGGUACUCACUAUACAUGCUCCCCCAAACGGACCACGUGGUAUAUGCGUUGGACCAACAUGGGGGCCAUUUCGAAUUCCGGCAGGCGUUAUCGGAUUUGCUCUCCAUAAAAAAUGCUAACAUGUCGGGGUACGUCGGCAGACCCGGUUGCCAACAGUCGUCGCGCACACUGGGACCUUGUCGCACCACCAAUGUGGUUGUUGGUCAAAAAAGUGGUCACGUGUAAACCACGGGCUGUGGAGUGGAGCGUCACGGUGCGGGCUCAACCGUGCCAGCCACCUGCACCCUUCCCUGCCUCCGAUCUUCUUGACUCUGUCUUGACACCGGGCUCAGGUGGGAGGGAAGGAAAGAGAGUGCGACAGAUGCUGCGCAAGUCUACUACAACUAUAAACUAAUUCACGCACAAGUCACCGUGCCAGCCGUCACUUUGCUGUGGUGCGCACGAUGGACAUCGCCGAGAGGGAUGGUCGAACUGUCGUACACAAGCUCAUGCAUGCCUUCAGGGGACAGUUUAAACUAACCAAAGGGUUUAUUAACAGAAACACCUAUGAACGCUUUUUACUCACAAAGCCUUCAUAGCACACAGCUUGUACGUUUUUAUAAAUUUGCCUAAAAUUUCUACGUCUGCCUAGAGGCCGUGGAAAAUCUCGUUUCAAGACAAUUCUGACUUUUAUAAUUGUCUAUCCGGACAGGCAGAUUUUAGAAAGAGAUUUGGGUAUAACAGCCUUUUAGCUACCUUCUGGUGAUCCAAAAUACACUGUUGUUAGUAAGUUUAAUCUGUCAAACAAGCAGCCUUAACAGAAGUCUUCGGCAAUCGUGUAGUCACUGGUAGGUUGAGAUAUGAAACCUUUAGACACUGAAAUUCAACUGUUCUGUUUUCCUCUUGUAAUUAUCCAUGUUAGGGCAUAUCUUUGAAAAAGCUUGCAGUCCACACAGAUUCUAUCGUUACGACGUCACGACGGAGGAGUAUGCAGUCGAGUUUUUGGUGACCGGUGACUAUUAAAGGAAGUGAAUUAAACGACUGACGUCUCCAGCAACUAACCUUAUUGCCUACUGUCCUUGUCAAUUCUUCAAAAGAGUAGAAGGGACUUGCUUUACAUUUCGGAGUGGUCGCCCUUUUCUUAAUGUUUAUUUGUCUCUUUAAAUGCCUUAGUUGUUUGUCGCCGCUCAAUUGGUACAGUCGAAGUGAUUAGAUCUUGCGUAAGACGUCAGUCGUAACGUCAUAAGAGUGGCUGUCCGAUCAGAUACCCCUCAGACCUCUCCACUUCCUUUUUCUUCUGAUCAUCUGCGCAUACUUACAGCUGGCAUUGAUGACUCUGAGUCUUUAAACUAGUACUCGAUUCGUUCGCCUUUUAGGCUACAAUGUGAAUCAUCUGGACAUCGCUCCGCGGUAUGCAAGCAUCCUGAUGGGCCUCUCCAACGGAAUCGGCACAAUAUCCGGUUUGAUCUGCCCUCUGACCGCGGAGCUGAUUACAGAAAAACCGGUAAGUUCUGGGUCUUUUGGCAACCUAUCUUCUCCCGUGCAACAAAUCUGCAUUUAGGGGACCAGUUUCGAUUUGUAGUUCAUGGACACAGUCGCGUCGGUUAAUUGGCCUGUACAAUCAGGUCCAACACGUACUCCAGUAUUGUUUAGGACUUUGUUAAUCGAGUACUCCUCUGCCGUAUGACCACCAUGCGGAUAACCUCGAAUGACUGGCUGACGACAGCAAAUAAGUCAGAAACCACCACCGCUCCCCCCCUUGUCUUUUUUGACACUCCUUCCUGCAUCAAUGCUAGUCGCUUUGCGGCUGUCUUUGAGUGCAACGAGGCAAGUAUGCUCUCCUGCCUGAUCAAAGAACACACCUCCACACGUGUCUGCAAUCUUUUCAAAGUGCCAUCUUUCUGAUGCCCAAAUAAGUGGCUAAAUUUUCUUCCCAUGUGCUGGAUGUGUUUAUUCAAGCUACUGACGUUUGCAACAGUACUAAGUAGCAUAUUAUCAGACAGAGCAUUUGCCUCACGAUAUUCCCGACCACAGCUGAAAGUCGAGGUGAGGGACACUUAACUCACACGUUCAAUGAUCAAAUAACAAAGGCCAAAUGUUAGGCUUUCCCAACUUGUGACUACCGAAUGCCUGGGUAAUGACGGCAAAUAAGCUGGGCAUUGUUAUGCAACUAUCCGCAACUAGUGCCGGUAGCACUCACUUAUUCCCUGUGAAUCGACCGAAAUUAUUUCAGUUGAUACUUUACUUUUUAAUUGCCGAGGAACAUCGGAUACUGCCUACAGCUUGUCCACAGCGCAUGAAAAACGAGCCCGGGGACGCCGACAAAGAGAGUAUAAAGUGGUCUUACGUUUAGCAGUGAGUCUCUUGGCAACGGUAUAGGAAAGGACCCCACUUAACUGUCAGUAGACUGUGGAUCGUGUCAUAUGGGGUUACAUGUUGGCAUACAUUUGCAGGCUGUUGAAGAAAUCACACUGCCAACAACGAUUACUUCCCCUGACCUCACACCUUAACUCAAAAUACGUUUUAUUGUGAAAUUUACUUUUUAAAUUUCGAUUAAUUACUACUCUUAUUUCUGUUGUCAAACAAUAGCCUAGGAUAAGGCUUACAGCCUAAAUCCAGGCAGUUUCUGUGUUUUCUUCCAUUUUGUCAACUCACUGUCUAAUGUGCUACCCCACCCAUAAAACUCCCUUUACCAUAAAUCACGUAUGGCACGAUCCACAGUCUACUGCUAGUUAAGUGUGGUCCUUCUCUUUACCGUUGCCAGUCUCUUAUAUCAGAAAAAGACAAGACUGUCAACUGCCUAUUGCUAAAAGAAGUUAUUCAAUAAAUAACAGCGAUCAGGAAAGAGGACAUGCUUUCCCCGUAGUGCUUUGCGGCUCAAUCUAAACCCCUCGAUGGCAGUCUUGAACGACCGGUGAUGACAUAAGAAUAAGUACCAUCAGAUAUAACGAGGACGGGCUUGACCAUUUCAGGUCUAUUAUUCGUCAUCGGCCGAUCGCACGAAGACCCAGGCUUGGAUAACCUGUAACAACAGACUCCCCUCCGGCUCAAUAGUAAAGCGUUGGACUUGACGUGCAAUGUUUAAAAAAAUUAUUCAAUAUAGAAUUUCCCCUUUCUGCCAGAUGAAAGAUCCGGUAUUCCACAUAUGACGUUUUCUGUUUGCGAGAAAAAUUAUAAGUUCAGUGGUGACCAGAUGUGUGGAGAUUGGCAUCAGUAAAAAGGUGUUCGAAAGUCGCAUGCGUAGCGGCUAACCACCAAAGUGCUGGAUCUAGUUCAUCCGAAUUGUUAAGGCACCGUUACCGCUGCAUCUCAAGGUAUUCUUGACAAUACUAAUACGUGUCCUGCGCAUGGUGAGGUUCCCCACGCGUCUUGUUCAGGCAAAAUGUUUUUCACUGUUUAAUAGGCUUACUCAUUUACAGUUUUUGUGCCGGAAGAAAGUACCUUUCUAAACGGGAAGCUUUUGGCUAAAAAAUUACCUGUAAAUGUCCUGAGAGAUGAAUGCUGACGCGUUUAAGGCAUCGGAAGAAUACGGUCGUCAUUCUGUACGUAUACGGGUCGUUUCUAUCUUAUUCUUUUUUUUAUCAGGCAAACUGCUUUUCCUAAAUGUGCGCCAAGAAGCAGCUGUAGUAAUGCUGACACGCAAGCCCUUCACAGUCGAAAUCCCAAAAUCAGCCGCGAUUAAAUGCUGACAAAUAUCAUAAUCUGCCGGUAUGACAGAGAAAAUUGGCCACGUUUCGCUUAUACCAUUAGAACGUUCAUAAAACAAACCAAUGCUUCAACACAGCCUGGUGCACAGUUUGGGGUCGGACUUAUUCAGCACAUUGGGAGGACUAAUUCAGCGGACACUUAGUGAUUUGAGUAUUUUGGACACAAUGAGAGUUCUGCUUCGCUCUCCAAGAACAUAGAAAACCAAUCAAAAAAUCCACAUUAUCUAAACAGUCGUUGUAAGCUUCACUGCAAUCUGGGAUCCUCGAGCACUGAUGAAUGUGCCUGUUGACCGAUUUGUGAGGGUAGGCCGUGGUAACAAAUCAGAGGGGCAUCUCUCUUAUGUGUUGCCUUUGGCUAGGUCGCCGCGCCUAAGUUGUUUAACUUUUUAGAUGUAUCGCUAGGUGGCAUGGUUGAGGACAUUAAUCGCACAUGUCCUUCUUCUAAGUGCACGUAGUACAUGAACAAAUCUCAGUCGUGUUCGUCGGCCACGACGGGUGUGCGCAUGCGUGGGAGGGCCGCGCUAUAUGGAUCAUCGUCCAAUUUAACUGACCCAGUUGGACAAAACUCGAUGGCGGUGAGCAGAUUCGAACCUCUGAAAGAAAGGGCACGGCUUUAAUCAACGCAGCUAAGGAGCCCAGACCGAAAGCCUCUUCUUAACAUCACAGACCAAUCUACGUCUGCAUGACCCUAAUCAGGAAUCCAAAAACUCCCAUUGUUUGGACAUGCUUGCGAAGACAGGCCGCUUUUUAUGUCGUGCGUAUUCACUCACAGUGUGAUGCUUCUUCUUCUGCGUCUAGACCAAAAAGGCCUGGUCCCACGUGUUCCUCAUUGCCAGCUGUGUCCAUUUCUUUGGUGUGGCCUUCUACGCCAUCUUCGCGUCCGGAGAAAAGCAGCGUUGGGCUGAGGUAGAGGGCGAGACGCCCAAACGAUGGGACGCCCCCAAUGAGGUGCCCGACGACAUCGCCAAACCGGGCUACGGAUACGGAGGGGAUGAGGCAACUGGUUUUGUAGCAGCGUCCAGCGGCAAUACUCGUGAUGGCUACAGUGUAGGCUACAAACAAAGGCCGUCACCAGCGGCGGCGGCAGCGGCGGCGGCCUAUCAGACCGAGACGUAUCGUGCGACAAACCGCUCCCUCAACGAGGACGACCCCUACCACCAACAGUACUAG